CUAAAAAAUCAUGAUACAGGGAUUUUUAGUUAUACUCAACACAUUUUUCCUUUAGAAACCGGAUUGGUUGUUACAGAUGCCAUGAAUGAUAUAAAUUGAGCUCGCAGUUGGAAGAAAUCUAAAGGAUCAAGCAUCCCUGAGUUUCAAACAGAAACUUGCACUGAAUACAUUCAAAGAACCAUCAAGAAAUGGGGACCUGGAUUUUAUUUGCCUGCCUCCUGGGAGCAGCUUUUGCCAUGCCUCUACCACCUCAUCCUGGGCACCCUGGUUAUAUCAACUUCAGCUAUGAGAACUCACAUUCUCAGGCUAUCAAUGUUGACAGGACUGCAUUAGUGCUUACCCCUUUGAAGUGGUACCAGAGCAUAAGGCCACCGUACCCUUCCUAUGGUUACGAGCCCAUGGGUGGAUGGCUGCACCACCAAAUCAUCCCCGUGCUGUCCCAACAGCACCCCCCGACUCACACCCUGCAGCCUCAUCACCACAUCCCAGUGGUGCCAGCUCAGCAGCCCGUGAUCCCCCAGCAACCAAUGAUGCCCGUUCCUGGCCAACACUCCAUGACUCCAACCCAACACCACCAGCCAAACCUCCUUCCGCCCGCCCAGCAGCCCUACCAGCCCCAGCCUGUUCAGCCACAGCCUCACCAGCCCAUGCAGCCCCAGCCACCUGUGCACCCCAUGCAGCCCCUGCCGCCACAGCCACCUCUGCCUCCGAUGUUCCCCAUGCAGCCCCUGCCUCCCAUGCUUCCUGAUCUGACUCUGGAAGCUUGGCCAUCAACAGACAAGACCAAGCGGGAGGAAGUGGACUAAAAGAUCAGAAGAUGAGAGGGGAAUGAAUACUUCAGAUGCUUUCAGGAAUGACACAAGAACACAAUGAUUUUUGCUUAUAAUCACUUUACUUAGCAAAUUCUGUAACUAAAAAAGUACCAUUAGCAGACAAUAAAAUGCAUUAAAAAUCA
Messenger RNA from Pongo pygmaeus (Bornean orangutan), 955 nucleotides. RefSeq names its product amelogenin X-linked (gene AMELX). Bases 189 to 806 code for a protein of 205 amino acids. NCBI's taxonomy places the organism in Eukaryota, Metazoa, Chordata, Mammalia, Primates, Hominidae. Gene Ontology annotation, biological process: enamel mineralization; multicellular organism development. Gene Ontology annotation, molecular function: structural constituent of tooth enamel. The transcript is spliced from 7 exons. The record is from RefSeq and is a predicted model, not a curated record.